This is a messenger RNA of Adelges cooleyi (spruce gall adelgid), 1407 nucleotides long. RefSeq lists its product as uncharacterized. The record is from RefSeq and is a predicted model, not a curated record. Bases 176 to 1057 code for a protein of 293 amino acids. The transcript has 2 exons. Lineage: Eukaryota; Metazoa; Arthropoda; Insecta; Hemiptera; Adelgidae. Gene Ontology annotation, molecular function: protein binding.
UCAGCAGUCAGGAUCAGGUGGGACCCGUUAUCACAAAAUAAAUGACAAAAUAGAAAUUUUUCUCUCCAGCCCAAGUUAAUAUUAAUUUAUAACGACGUACAAAUAAGUAUAUAAUUAAUAAUUUAAGUCUGACCGUUAUGUAUUUUGCUUGUAUGUUAUCAAAAAAGGAAUAAGUAUGAUGGACUCGGGCAAACUGGCUAACUUGGACACACUGCCCAAUGAUGUGUUGCUUAUCAUUUUGAGGCAGACUUCUGCCACUGACUUUGUAUAUUCAUUGCCGGUAGUUUGCGAUCGUUGGGCAAACCUCAUCUCAUCAGAUACUCAUACUUUAAAUCGCAUCGGAGUAUGGCAGCAUCCCUUAAGUAAAGUCUCAUUCUUUUAUCUACGCUACAAAAAUGAACAUUUGAUCAAUCAUACAGUUAAAGAACAUGAACAAUUAUUUAGGUCAGGCGAGGUUCUACAAAUGAUUGAUUACACUUGUGUGUUUGAAUUAAGUAUACAGUAUUUUACCAUAUAUGAGCAUCUGAAAACGUUGGUGAUUUCUAACAGUCUCCAAACAUACCGUACGCAAGGAUUCCUAUGGCUAGAUCAUUUGGUGGCAUUAACCUUUUAUGAUGUUAAAAUCUGCGACAGCGACAUGUACACUUUAAAUGAACUAUCUAGUGUUUACCCAAACGUACAAAACCUUUCUUAUGUCAACUGUAGGCUUUCAAUUCAGACGAACAUGAAUUUCCUACAUAGUGGUUUUAAAAAAUUAAAGCGGUUUCGUAUGGAUCAUUAUUCCAUUAGCGACAGAACAUUGAAAACAAUAUUAACUAUACAUCCUGAUUUGGAAACCAUUGUGUUCAAGCUGUGCACAUUAAUGAGUGAUAGUUGGUUAGAAACUAUAAUGGAUCAUCUUGGAGAAAGGAAAAUUAUUAAUCUAGAAAUCCAUAGCUCAUAUUUUACAGACAAGUGUGUUGAGAAGUUUUUGGCGAGUAAAGUUGUUACCAACACAUCAAAUGUUCACAUCUAUAAAAAUAAACACGACGAUCCGUUUUCUAUUACAAUGGCCUAAAUACAUUCUUUCUAUGUAUUGACAAAAAUUUAUUGUAACUUCUUUGUGUUAAAAAGAUUAAUAUAAGAAUUAGUUUUUAUUUUUUUAAAUUAAUAUAUAUAUAUAGAUAGAUUGAUACAUGUGUCUAACAUAUUGUUGUAUUUUAAUUUUUAACACUUCAGUGAUAAAUGAUAAACCUUUAACUUUUAAUAACAAUAAUGCCAAACAUCUUUUUAUUAAAAAAAUCAAUAGUUCUUGUAAAAAUUGAUUCAAUGCAUUACAAAAAUAACUUGCCCGAGACUACUAAAUUAUCAGUAUUCAUUUUUUUAAUCUGUGAUGUAGACAUUCAAAUAGUAACUGUAUAUAAUAGC